AUGGCCUUUAUAGACAAAUCGGUCUCGUUUUCGAUUUUGUUUGUAAUCAACUGCAUAUUGUCCAUCAGAUCGGAAAACUGUAUUAACCUCGUCAAUUUAAUCACUACCAACAAAUUGUACGUCCUAAACGAAACGGAAGCAAUUAUGUUCUACUCGACGGAUCUCGAAUUCGUAACGACGGAGUAUGACGGCGUCAGCUGUUCAUCCGGUAACUGCUCUAUGACAAACGAAGUUUUUUACAAGAGCAAGAGACUGAAAUCGCUUGCUGAUACGGAUUUAGCAAUAAGUGACGGAGCCUUGUCCACAGCUAUUUACUAUAGUAUGACUGGUGACUUAUUGUUGAACAGCGUUAUAAGCGUUUUCCCUAACAGAUUCCUCGUAAGAUCAGCAAACAAUACUUUUUUGAUUUACUCGACAGUGUUUGGUAUCGAAAUCAAUCUCCCAAAGCCGGAAUGCAAAGGGAAAGGGUUUACAUACAGGGCGAGAAUAGUGAAAAUAAAAGGAGUGGUGUGCAAUAUCUCUUACGUGUCUGGCGUCAGAUAUAAACUUAAUUGUGGAGAUAUCCUACUAAGAUUGGGCGCCAUCAAUGACAAUAAUGAGCAUGACAUUGAUACAAUAUGUAAUACUUAA
Macrosiphum euphorbiae (potato aphid) is the source of this 630-nucleotide messenger RNA. The record is from the annotation of a GenBank genome assembly. Lineage: Eukaryota; Metazoa; Arthropoda; Insecta; Hemiptera; Aphididae.